UUCAGUUAUUACCAAACCCACACUCUCUGAAGUCUACUAGUAGUACUAGUACCCUGCCAGUUCUCAACAAAAGAAAAAGGAAAGGAGGAAAGAAGAAGACCCACUGUGUUCCCUAGCAGCAGCCGCAGCCGCAGCCGCCGUGCGGCGACACCGCCGACGCGGUCGAUCCCCCCGCCUCUCUCCGCCAUCGCCAUUCUUGGUUCUUCCUCGCCGGGCUAUCUUGUUCCUGCUGUCUCUCUCCGCCACCGUCGGCAGUUCUGUUGGCCAUUGGGUUUUUGAGCUCCGCCCCCUGCCUCCAGGAUAGUUUGAAAAGCGUCUUUGGUUUGUGGGAGCUGCAGAGUCCAGCAGCAGCGGGAUGGAUCAGUACGAGGUAUUGGAGCAGAUUGGAAAAGGGGCAUUUGGCUCUGCGCUGCUGGUCAGGCACAAGGUGGAGAAGAAGAAGUAUGUGCUGAAGAAGAUACGGCUUGCUCGGCAAACCGACCGCACUCGCAGGUCUGCCCACCAGGAGAUGCAGCUUAUUGCGACAGUGAGAAAUCCGUUUAUCGUGGAGUACAAAGAUUCAUGGGUGGAGAAGGGUUGCUAUGUCUGCAUCGUCAUAGGUUAUUGUCAAGGAGGAGACAUGGCUGAAGCUAUUAAAAGAGCUAAUGGUGCCUAUUUCUCUGAGGAGAAGCUUUGCAAGUGGCUUGUGCAACUCCUUAUGGCUCUUGACUACUUGCAUGCAAAUCACAUUCUUCACCGAGAUGUGAAGUGCUCCAAUAUUUUUAUUGCCAGAGACCAAACCAUAAGACUUGGUGACUUUGGGCUUGCAAAAAUAUUGACUUCUGAUGAUCUGGCGUCUUCCGUGGUAGGAACACCAAGUUAUAUGUGCCCAGAGCUUCUUGCUGAUAUACCAUAUGGUAGCAAGUCUGACAUUUGGUCUCUAGGAUGUUGUAUAUAUGAAAUGACUGCUCUCAGGCCUGCAUUUAAAGCUUUUGACAUGCAAGCUCUUAUUAACAAGAUCACAAAGUCAAUAGUAUCACCAUUGCCCACCAAAUAUUCUGGUCCAUUUAGGGGACUUAUUAAGAGCAUGCUACGGAAAAGUCCAGAGCACAGACCAAGCGCUGCAGAACUGCUCAAACAUCCACAACUUCAGCCUUAUGUGUUUCAAGUCCAAUUGAAAUCUAGUCCUACUCGCAAUAUACUUCCUAUCAAUGAAUGUCUGACUGACAAAGUUAAGAAGAUGACAUUUCCUGAUGAUUUAGCUGAUUCCGUGCGCAGAAGAAUGGUCAGGAGAAACUCUUUGGGAACUCACAGGAUUGUAACAUUUAGCAAACCAUCUCCUGAGCGGAAUUCUGUUAGCUCUACUAGGAGCAUCAAAGAAUGUACAACUACUCAGAGUGUCAAAGAGUUCUCCAUUGACAGCAGUCAAGUUGAGGACGAGGUUACCAGUAAAGCCAUCAUAACUAAGACAGCAAGCAUCCUAAGGACUCCUAAGAGUAUUCCAGCCAAGACAUUCACAAGUAGGAAUCGGUUUGAAACUCCAAAAACAUCUUAUACCAGUACAAACCGCGUUGAGCUACCCUCAGUAACACCUCUAAACAAAAGUGCUCGACUGGCUCGAAGAGCAUCCCUCCCACUGUCGACAUAUGAAACACCAACCAAGCGCAACAUCAGCAUUCUGGACCAGCUAGACUCCCCUGAUGUCUCCGUGAAUGCACCUCGAAUUGACAGGAUCGCAGAAUUCCCGUUGGCCUCAUCUGAGGACCCCCUGCUCCCGAUCCACAAGCUCUCCUCGGUUCACGGAUCAUGCUCCACACCUCCCUCCAUCAACCGGUCAAUCACCAAGGACAAAUGCACAAUCCAGGUGCUCCGCACGGACGGGGACAACGUGAGUGACUCCUCAGGCCGCAACGCCACAGCUGCCUCGAGCCGAGGGUCCAACGACUCCAGGCUGCAGCGGUUCGACACCUCGUCCUUCCAGCAGCGAGCCGAGGCGCUAGAAGGGUUGCUGGAGUUCAGCGCGCAGCUGCUGCAGCAGGAGAGGUACGACGAGCUGGGGAUCCUGCUGAAGCCCUUUGGCCCCGAGAAAGCGUCCCCCCGGGAAACCGCCAUCUGGCUCACAAAGAGCUUCAAGGAGACGGCGUCGUAGCAGCGCCAUAUCUCUGUAAUCACCAACCUUUUCGCUAUGCGCAAUAGGUAGUCGAAAAACCGAACCAUCUUUUAAUUAGGUCUGAAGUUUAGCUGCUGGGAACUGAGGCAAACACCAUCCCAGUGUUGCCAACCCUGACUCAUGGUUUACCUGUUAGCUAGCCAGUAAACCCUAGCUCAGUAGCAGUAGUAUUAGACUACUAGUACUAGUAGUAGAAACAUUUGCUGUGGAUCUGGCAAGAUCUUAAAACCCUUGUAACCAUGUUGCAUCUGCAAUUAAUCAAUCAUGUUGCAAGGCAGGGCUGGAGGAGAUCCAUCCAGUUGGCAGCAGCAA
Messenger RNA from Brachypodium distachyon (stiff brome), 2461 nucleotides. RefSeq names its product serine/threonine-protein kinase Nek2. The record is from RefSeq and is a predicted model, not a curated record. The coding region runs from base 356 to 2128 and encodes 590 amino acids. Gene Ontology annotation, molecular function: protein kinase activity; ATP binding. The transcript is spliced from 15 exons. NCBI's taxonomy places the organism in Eukaryota, Viridiplantae, Streptophyta, Magnoliopsida, Poales, Poaceae. Gene Ontology annotation, biological process: protein phosphorylation.